Podarcis lilfordi (Lilford's wall lizard) is the source of this 20853-nucleotide messenger RNA. The record is from the annotation of a GenBank genome assembly. NCBI's taxonomy places the organism in Eukaryota, Metazoa, Chordata, Lepidosauria, Squamata, Lacertidae.
GCCUGCGCGGUCAGGAAGCAGGUGUGGAGGGGGCGCGAAGGAGCGAGGGCGUCAUCAGACAGCGCCGGAGAAAUGGGUAAGCAGGGAGUGGGCGCCCUUUCGCUGAUGGCGACGGCCGGGCGCGCGGCGUUCGGAGGGCGGAGCAUGCGCGUGAGGGUGUCCUCGCCAUGGCGUCGGUGGUGCUGAGCGAGGCGGAGAAAGUGUACGUCAUGCACGGCGUCCAGGUAACUGAGGCGGGGCUGGAGGCCUGUCUGGGGCCGGUUACUUUAUUAUUAUUAUUAUUAUUAUUAUUAUUUGCAUUUAUUUCCCACCUGUUUUCUCCAUGGGACUCAAGGGGGGUGGUUCUUCCCCUCCUCUUUCAAUUCCUCACAACGACCCUGUGAGGCUGGGCUGCCACCUGCCCCGUUCAGGAUUGUCCCAGUUACUAAUUAUUAUUAUUAUUAAUAAUAAUUAUUUUAUGUAUUGCAGUUAUAGCCCACCUGUUUUCUCCAUGGGACUCAAUGGGGAUGGUUCUUCCCCUCCUCAUUCAAUCCCCACGACAACCCUGUGAGGCUGGGCUGCCACCUGCCCUGUAUAAUACAGGAUUGUCCCGUGUUUCAAUGAAAAAUGCUCCAUCCUGAUUAAUAUGGGGUGCAGUUUGUUCUGUUAUUUCAGAUCUUUUUUUCUCUCUCUCUCCAAAUACACAUGUUUCCAAGGGUGUGUGAAAGGUUAUGUAUUUAAGCUCUGGGUAGCAAAGCACAGACAGAUUUACAAAUCCGUGCAUUUGUUUGUGACAUAUUCCAGAGGGGCCAUCCUAUUAGGCUGCAAAAAUAAUUCAGCCACCUCAUCCCGUCCUGUAUUUUGCCAAAACAAAGAUGGGAACCCUACUACUGUCAGCUACGUUAGACUGAGGUUCAGUGACUGGCUCCAGGUCACCCAGUGAGCUUCCUGGCUAAAUGGGGAUUUGAACCAUGGUCCUACUCUGACAGCUCCCAUCAUAGCCAGUGAUCAGGGAUGAUGGGAGGUGUAGUCCAACAACAUCUGGAGGGCAGCAGGCUGUGCACCUCUGCUCUAACCACUGCACCACACUGCCUUUUGCUCCAGGAGGCUUUGUUUGGUCAGAAUCAAGUAUACACUUCCAAAGUUAAUGCUAAAUACAUUGCUUUUGGUAAAUGAGUGCCAUGGCCAUGAGAGGACUGUGAAAAUCUCAGGCUUUUUAGACCUUUGGUACUAUCAGAAACCAAAGUUGCGCAUUGGUUGACAGAUGUGGAUUUUUCUUCCAGCCAAGGUGGAAAAUUGAAAAAAAUGUUUAAAAGUACCUUUCCAAAAAAAAUACACCAGAGUCCUUUUUUUUGGGGGGGGGGGAUAAUUCAGAGGGAAAUUCCCAGGUGUCAAAAAAGACUAUUAUUAUUAUUAUUAAUUUCAUUUCAUUUCUAUACCGCCCUAUACACAAAGGUCUCAGAGCGGUUCACAUAACCUGAACCUGAAGUGUCUGUAACCUGAAGCGUCUGUAACCCGAGGAACCACUGUAUAGGAUAUAGAUCAAAUCAGGCAAACGCCUGAUUAAAAAGGAACGUUUUUGCCUGGCGCCUAAAGGUGCAUAGUGAAGGCGCCAGGCAAACUUCCCUGGGUAGUAGCAUAUUUAUGUAUGCUACUACUGCAGCCUGUGUUUUGUUAGCCCAAAAAUGGAAAACGAGUGAGGUCCCAAGAAGAAUGGCAACUUAAACUGAUGGAAUACGCGCAGCUUGCAGAUUUAACUUAUAGAAUAAGAGAACAACAAGAACGUACAUUCAAAGAAGUUUGGAAAAUGUUUAUUGAAUAUAUGGGUGAAAAUUGUGUUUAUUUAAAAAUGCUGGUAGCAUUAAUAUAAAUUCAAUAGUGUAAAUAAGUUUCGAGGGCUGUAACAGUGGAUUACUGAAUGGUUUAGUUCAUGUAAAACAUGCAGGGAUGUAUGGUAUGCAAAAUGAACCAUGGAAAGAGAAGAAGGGAAGUCAUUGAUUUAAGGUUGUUUAACAUAUUUUGAAAUGUACAUUUGAAAAUUUAAUAAAAAUGAGAGAGAGAGAGAGAGAGAGAGAGAGAGAUGGCAUUCACUUAUAAUCACAAGCUUGUGAAUAAUAUGCAUUUGUCUGUUCGCUCAGCAACAUUUAUUUGUGUGAUCAAUCAAAGGCAUUAGGUAACACAUUGUGAUAAAUGACUGUUUCAGGAGGAUCUUCGGGUGGAUGGCCGUGGUUGUGAAGAUUACAGAUGUACUGAAGUGGAAACAGAUGUAGUAUCUAAUACAAGUGGGUCUGCCAGAGUAAAACUUGUAAGUAUGCCUUGCGGGGACUUCUAUACAUUGCUAAUGAUAUUGUAUUUUUCGUUGAAGCUCACUCUGCACAGUGCUAAAACAUAGUUUGGGUCUGCCCUGCCCUAGCUAGAACAGUCUGGUGGCACCUGAAAAAGUAACUCAUUUAUAGUGGCAUACAUUUUUGUGGCACAGGAAAUGUAUUGUUCAUUUAUAUUGCAGGAGAGAGAUGUGUCACAUUAACAUGUAGAACACAAAUAGAAAGGAGAACCACAUGCAAGACUAAUAAUUCUGUUGUAGUGGCCCAUUACUCCCCAGUUCGUACUGAGUUGGCAAAAUUGUGUUUUUAAACACCCAGUAGUAUUUAAGGAAUAGAAGGAUGGCAUACAGUAUGGAAAAUGAAAGGUUAGUAUGAAUGAGAAAAGGACGUUGGCUUAGGGCAGGCUUCCUCAACCUCGGCCCUCCAGAUGUUUUUGGCCUACAACUCCCAUGAUCCUAGCUAGCAGGACCAGUGAUCAGGGAUGCUGAGAAUUGUAGUCUCAAAAAUAUCUGGAGUGCCAAGGUUGAGGAAGCCUGCCUUAGGGGCUGUUUGCUGUUGGAGGAAACGAGGAAAGAGUUGGCUGAAUGCCCAACAUAGAAGGAAGCUAAGGGGGUGGCAAGCUCAGUGAGAGGAAGACCCAAAAUGUCUUGGAACCAAGCAACAGGAAACCUAAAAGCAAGGGUGAGUGGAGGAAGACAAAAUAAGCAUUGGUGUGAGAAGCAGGGAUCAAAAGGGAGGGGGUGGAGGAGAAAGAUUUGCAGGAAAGGGGACUGAAGAAGUAAAUUGUCAGAAAAGUGAUUGGAUUAUUACAGUGGUACCCCGCAAGACGAACGCCUCGCAAGACGGAAAACCCGCUAGACGAAAGGGUUUUCCGUUUUGGAGGCGCUUCGCAAGUCGACUUUCCCUAUGGGCUUGCUUCGCAAGACGACAGCCCAUAGGAAAUCUCAGGGACAGCGGGGAAGCGCAGCGCGUCUUCCCACUGUCCUCGGACCUCCUCCGAAGCCUGGCGGCGGGGCGGGGACACCUCCUCCGCCGCCGCCGGGCUUCAGAAGGCUCCUCCGAGCCGGGCGGGGAGGGAACACCUGCCGCCGCCGCCCGGCUCGGGACGGUGCUCCGGGCCGGGCGGGGGGAGGGAACACCUGCCGCCGCCGCCCGGCCGGAACGGUGCUCCGAGCCGGGCGGGGGAGGAAGACCUCCCCCGCCGCCCGGCCGGAACGGUGCUCCGAGCCGGGCGGGGGAGGGAACACCUGCCGCCGCCGCCCGGCUCGGGACGGUGCUCCGAGCCGGGCGGGGGGAGGGAACACCUGCCGCCGCCGCCCGGCCCGGACGGUGCUCCGAGCCGGGCGGGGAGGAAGACCUCCCCGCCGCCCGGCUCGGAGCGGUGCUCCGAGCCGGGCGGGGGAGGGAACACCUCCGCCGCCGCCCGGCCCGGAGCGGUGCUCCGAGCCGGGCGGGGAGGGAAGACCUGCCGCCGCCGCCCGGCCGGGCGGUGCUCCGAGCCGGGCGGGGAGGAACACCUGCCGCCGCCGCCCGGCUCGGAGCGGUGCUCCGAGCCGGGCGGGGGAGGGAACACCUGCCGCCGCCGCCCGGCCCGGGACGGUGCUCCGAGGCCGGGCGGGGGAGGGAACACCUGCCGCCGCCGCCCGGCCGGAGCGGUGCUCCGAGCCGGGCGGGGAGGGAACACCUCCCGCCGCCGCCCGGCCCGGAACGGUGCUCCGAGCCGGGCGGGGAGGGAGACCUCCCGCCGCCGCCCGGCUCGGAGCGGUGCUCCGAGCCGGGCGGGGGGAGGGAAGACCUUCUGAAGGCGGGCGGGGGCGAAGUCCUUGCUCCCCCUGCCUGCCUGUCCCGGAGGGCUUUUGAAGGCGGGGAGCAAAGACUUUCGCCCCCGCCCGCCUUCAGAAGAGGUCCAGGACCUCUUCUGAAGGCUGGCGGGGGCAAAGUCUUUGUCCCCCUGCCUGCCUUCCCAGGGGCUUUAAAUUGCCCCGGACAGCGGAGAAGUCCUCCGCUGUCCCGGGUGAUUUUCAACUGCCGCCCGCCCGCAUUUUAAGAUCGCCCGGACAGCGGAGAAGUCCUCCGCGGUCCCGGGGUAUUUUAAAAUGCUGGGGGUGGGAAGAAAAGCCCUUGCCCCCCCCCCCAGCCUUCAGAAGAGGUCCGGGGACAGACUGUCCCGGACCUGGUCUGAAGGCGGUUUCCCAGGAACGCAUUAAUUGAUUUUCAAUGCAUUCCUAUGGGAAACCGUGCAUCGCAAGACGAAAAACUCGCAAGACGAAGAGACUUGCGGAACGAAUUAAUUUCGUCUUGCGAGGCACCACUGUAUAUUGAACAACCAGUACUUUUUUACAGGGUAUUCAAGGAUAUGCAGUACCUGCACCACUUUUUGUUGUUAAAAAGUGUGGCACUUACUAUAACAAUUUUAUGAUGAGUGCCAGCACCUGUUUUUCUAGAAAAAAAGCACUGUGAACAACAAAUAUUCACAAUCUUAAUCUCACAGUCUACCAGACUCAGUGCUGUUUAUUAGCAGUGAGUGUCUACAGUAGUCCGCAUCAGAUUGUGAUAUUAAGUUGGUUGGCCCUUUCGGUGCUUUGAAGGUGCUUCAAAGGUUUGCCGUUGUGUUUUCAAGGCGUUCUGUUUUUUUUAAGGAGAAAUACUGGGUAGUAUUGGCCGACACAGAAAGUAAAGGGAGGUGUGCUGGUAAGAUCAUAAGACUUGGAAAACAUCUGUAGCAGAGUGCUGUUAUUUCAACAGGGGCACACAGACAUCCUGGUUGGAGUCAAGGCAGAAAUGGGAGCACCGAAGCUGGAUAGACCAAAUGAAGGAUACUUGGAAUUCUUUGUUGAUUGGUUAGUGCAAAAUGGGCCACAGGGGGGUCUAUUUAACUAAAUACCAGCAACCUUAAAGUGAUGCUAGUUGCAGGACUAUAUGCUCUGUGUUUGCUUUUUUAUAAGGAUUUCAGAAUGCCAGAUAACAAAUCAUUAUUUUGACUGCCUUUUUGCCUUUUCCUUCCCCAUCUUUUGCAUUUGGCAGUUCAUUUCUUUACUUCCUUCUGCUCAUGGCCAGUGUCCCACCCUUUCCUAAAAUGGACACACAGAACCUUCUAGUCCUCACCAGAUCUCUGUAGGCUAUUCCUUUCUGCAAAUCCCUUUCGCCUGCUGCUGAUGGUGGUGGUACCUCAUUAGUUUCCUUCACCAUGAUGACCUUGCCUUCUUCGCCAGAGUAGUGAACACUGCAUUCAGUUCUCUGCUGCAAUUUGCAUUUCUCAAGGUGACAUUGAUAGUUAGCAAGAUACUGCCCAGAGAUGUACAUGCAGUCAAAAAAAUUUAAAUAAGCCCUGGGCAGAGGAGCCAAUGAGAUUCAGAGCAGCAUUUCUUCUGAAGACAUGCCAGAUGCUAUAGACCAAGACUGAAAGGAGGCAUGUUUUUUCUUUCUUUCUUUUUGCUAUGCCAGAUCUAGGCUGGCACAGUAGAUGACUCCCAUCUCAGGUCCCUUUCUGGAAGUGAAUCAAUGGUUGGCCAAACCCUUGCCCCAUCCCAAUAACACCACUUUGCAAAGCUAAUAAUAAUAAUUAUUAUUAUUCAGGUAUACUGGGCCAAGGCCGUUUAGGGCCUGAAAGGUCAGCACCAACACUUUGAAUUGUGCUCGGAAAAGUACUGGGAGCCGAUGUAGGUCUUUCAGGUCCAGUGUUACAUGGUCUGGCAACCACUCCCAGUCAGCAGUCUAGCUGCCGCAUUCUGGAUUAGUUGUACUUUCCAGGUCACUUUCAAAGGUAGCCCCACGUAGAGCUCAUUGCAAUAGUCCAAGCGGGAGAUAACUAGAGCAUGCACCACUCUGGCGAGACAGUCUGCAGGCAGGUAGGGUCUCAGCCUGUAUGCCAGAUGGAGGUGGUAGACAGCUGCCCUGGACACAGAAUUGACCUGCACCUCCAUGGACAGCUGUGAGUCCAAAAUGACUCCCAGGCUGCACACCUGGUCCUUCGGGGGCACAGUUACCCCAUUCAGGACCAGGGAGUCCCCCACACUCACCCACCCCCUGUCUCCCCAAAACAGUACUUCUGUCUUGUCAGGAUUUAACCUCAAUGUGUUAGCCGCCAUCCAUCCUCAACCGCCUCCAGACACUCACACAGGACAUUCACCGUCUUCACUUACUAUUGCCAGCAAGAGCACUAUGAGCUGUAGUAGGAACAUAUGUGCUUUUAGAUCUGCACAUACAGCUACUGGUAUACUGUUAGGGCUGCCAUACGUCUGGGAUUUCCGGGAUAUAUCUAGGAUUUGUCUGUUGGAAAUAGCAUCUGGGCGGAAUUUACAAAAAUUGAUUAAAAUGUCUGUAUUUCCUUUAAAUUGCUCAAAAACUUCAUUUUAUUUAUUUUUUACUGUGCAUGCUAAAAGCAACUGUAGAGCCUUCUCUGCCACAAUUAGAAAUGGUGGGGUUUCAAUCUCUGGCACAUUAUUGGCCUGCCGCUAGGUGGUGCUAACUGAGCGUUUUUGAACACCUGGAGCAUUUUGACAAUUCCUCCUCUCCAUUUUAAAGGGUUGUCAAAUCAUUAACUCGUUUUGAAUUGCUGUCCUGGUCCCUCUUGCACUUUCUGAGAUAAUGUAAGAUAAAAUUGAGGAGCAGAGUCUUCCACCAAAAUUUUGAAUGUGUAUGUUGGUACACAUUGUUGAGAUAAGAAACGAGGUUGGCACUCUUGCUUGUGGUUGCAUGCUUAAGAGUGACUUCAGGGAUCUGUGCCAGGAGAGUGGGCAACCAGUUAUGAAGAGCAUGGCAAACACAUACAAGGUUGAUACUAACUUGAUUUAGGUCUAAUUCAUAUAAUUUUCCUAAAUCUUGGGGUACAGGGUGGGAUGAAAUCGUUUUCUGGAUUUCUUAAACCUUCACACAUAAAACCUUGACCAGGCACUCAUAUAUAAGAUAGACGCACAUGCCCAAUUUCUAAUAGCUGGCUGACAGUGAGAAUCCCUACCAUUGGCAGAACCGCUGGCAGUGAUGGCCAAACUUGGCCUUCCAGCUGUUUGGGGACUACAAUUCCCAACAUCCCUGACCACUGUUCCUGUGAUGGGAGUUGUGGUCCCAAAACAGCUGGAGGGCCAGGUUUGGCCAUCACUGCGCUACAGUAUCCUGGAAUGUUCAUAGUUAUUCCAACUGCUCAUGAUGUGGUUAUUGAUAAAGAAUAUGGAUAAAGUGCAGCUUCUGUGGUGAAAGUGAAAGGGCAGCGUGAAUGGGGGAACAGCUCUGCUUUCAAUGAACUAGGUGGGGCUAGCCUCCCGCUCACACACUCAAACAAAACUCACUUCAGUCCACCAGAGGCAACCAACCAUGCCAAUGAAAACUAAUGAAUGAACGGAAUCUACACAUGUGACGCUGACACACAAACCUUGCACAUGCACUUUGUAAAAGAAUGGAAGUGUACUAUUCCCCUUCUCCUCACCCGUCUUCUCCCCCAGCUUUAUACUGUCUAUAGUCGUGGUUCCCAACAUGGGGCACAUGCCCCACAGAGGGGCAAUUUGAUUUUUAAGGGGGGCAAUUCGAGAAUGAGUCAUUAACAGUUACUUUAGGCUUCCUCCACGUGCAUAGGAGUUCACUUUUUGAAUAAUAAGAAUUAUAUGUCAUGGGGGGGUGCAAUCAGGAUUUUAGAGUUGCUUAGGUGGGGCAUGGUCAAAAAAAAGUUGGGACCCACUGGUCUGUAGCAUUAGUGUCUCACGUUGAAUAAAAUUGACAAUCUUUAAUAAAAACAUUUUUUAAAAAACUAAAUGGGGCUAAUAGGCUAGUCUAACCUAUUUGUACCUGCCACUUGGCAAUGACAGCUGUUGAGGGAGACGCUUGACUACAGUCGUACCUUGGUUCUCAAACGGAAUCCAUUCAGGAAGUCCGUUCGACUUCUGAAAACGUUAGAAAACCAAGGCACGGCUUCCGAUUGGUUGCAGGAGCGUCCUGCACUCAUUCAGAAGCCGUGCCAGACGUUUGGCUUCCAAAAAAAAGUUUGCAAACCGGAACACUCACUUCCGAGUUUGCGGCGUUCAGGAGCCAAAACGUUUGAGUCACAAGGCUCUCGAAAACUAAGAUACGACUGUGUCUGGCUUUUAAUCAUUGUGAUUUGGAGAGGAAGGCUGAUCCAUCCUGCUCUCUUGCACCAAGCCUCUGCAUCCUGCUUUUAUGCAUAUACAGAGCAGGAUUCUGCCUAUAAAGCUUUUUGUUUUUUAAAAAACAAAUUCUAUUGUGGGUUUGAGGGGCCAAAUGUAAGUCUAUAAUGGGGACGCUUCUGUCUAUUUAGCACAAGGCGAUAUGGACAGAAGCAGCAACCGACACAGAGUAGCGUAUUACUUAGCUUUCUAAUUGGAAUAUUAUCCUGCAAUAAAGUUCUAAAACGCCGAAGUUCAAAGAGGCAACCUCAAGGUGUUGCUAUGAGAACUGUGAAUCUUCCCUUUAAUUAAACAUAACUUCAAACUCGCCCUCAGUGCGCUAGAGAUGACUGUGUGAUUUGAUAUUCAUAUAAAUUGGCUAUUAAAACUUUGCCACAAUUUAAAAAUCAAGUGUGCUUGGAGGCUAACUUGCAUAGUGCAGGUAAAUUAGAUAAUUGUCGGAGUUGUUUUUUAUAUAAGCUGCUUCUCCCUAGGAAACCUUUAAGAAUCCUUUGUAAGUAUACUAUUAAGAAAUGUUCCAUUUCUGACUAAUUGCUUGUGGCCUGACUCAAAAAGAAUCAAUGUGAGAUAAAUGCUUUACGAAGAUCCUGCCUAUUUUCUGUAUUAUGAAAAAUAGUACCUGUACCUGCCAUUCAGCUAUAUAUGCCAGCAUUUAUCAAACUUGGGUCUCCAGCUAUUGUUAGACCAGUGGCCAGAGAUGAUGGGAGUUGUAGUCUGACAACAGCUGGAGACCCAAGUUUGAGAAACACACAUGCUAUAGGAAAGCGGACAAGAUAAAUGCCUGAGGGCUCGCUUUAAUGGGAGCACUGAGAGUUAUAUGCUGCCCUCCCAACAGUAGGGGCACUGUUGCUUACUAUCGAAGCAGGACAGUGGUGAAGCAGGGGCUGCACACAUCGCUUCUCGGCCUUUUGGCUAAGAUGAAGUGUAGGGGCUGCACAGCAAACAGGAUCAGUGGAAUGGAUCCACCAGUGUACCCACAUAGUCCCAGCUUGCUUCUGCCCUGCCCCACAUUGUCCUGGUAGCAGUGAUGCUGCUGUGAGGAGGUUGCCUCCAUGUCCCUCCCACACCAGCUUCUCCUGCCCUUAAAGGUUUGCUAUGAUUGGUGCUUCCACGUCGUAGUGAUGUAUGGAAGUGAGAGCUGGACCAUAAAGAAUGUUGAUCGCCAAAGAAUUGAUGCUUUUGAAUUAUGGUGCUGGAGGAGACUCUUGAGAGUCCCAUGGACUGCAAGAAGAACAAACCUAUCUAUUCUGAAGGAAAUCAGCCCCGAGUGCUCACUGGAAGGACAGCUUGCGGACGGCUGCACAAAGCCUUCACCCCGCUGCCCUGCGGAGGCAACAAAGCUGUCCCCGACACCAGAACAGCGAGGCGGAGCACUCCGUCUCGCUGUUCUAGCUUGUGGACAGCUGCACAAAGCCUUCACCCCGCUGCCCUGCUGAGGCUACAAAGGCUGUCCCCAAGCCAGAACAGCGAGCCGAAGCACUGCGGAGUGCUCCGUCUCGCUGUUCUAGUUCGAGGAUGGCUGCGCAAAGCCUCCGCAGGGCAGCGGGGUGAAGGCACCCCGCAACCCUGCGGGGGCUUUGCGCAGCCAUCCCAAAGGGUGUGCCUUCAGCGGGGUGACUAUCCCUGAAGCCUUUGGAGCACAGCGGGACCUCGCGCUGCGCUCCAAAGGCUUUGGGUUCCUUUUGCUGAAGUCGAGAGAGCAAGACUCUCCUGGCUUCAGCGAAAGGAACCCGAAGCCUUUGGAGUGCAGCGCGAGGUCCCGCUGUGUUCCAAAGGCUUCAGGGAUCUUUGAGGCUGGCGGUGGGGGAAAGCAGCGCUUCCCCCCACCGCCAGCCCCACAAGCUUGGGGGGUAGCGGCAAGGCUGCGUGCAGCCUUUGCGCUGCUCCCCGACCUGGUCUUUGGGGCCGACGGUGGGGGAAAGCAGCGCUUCCCCCCGCCAGCCCCAAAGAGCAGGUCAAAAGGAACCUGAAGCCUCCGGAGCCCAGCGGGAACUCCUGCCGUACUCCAGAGGCUUCGGGUUGCCUUCACUGAAGCCUGGAGAGCGAGUGGGGUCAGUGCGCACUGACCCCUCUCACUCUCCAGGCUUCCAAGGUAGCCGCCUGAAGCCUCCAGAGUGCAGUGGGUACUCCUGCUGCACUCCCGAAGCUUUGGGUGAAUGCACCUUGAACGCACCUUGUUUUAGAGGGGGAGAACAAGAAAAAAAAUUUUUUCCCCCUGUUCUCCCCCUCCUAUGGCCCGGUGCGUCCUAUAGAGCGAAAAAUACAAUAAAACAUUUACUAAUACCCUUAAUGAAGACUGCUAUGAUUGUUUCCCCAGAGGCACUCAAACCCUCCUUCAUAGAGGGUUGGUGCAGUGCCUCUCCUGCUGCAAUGGCUUGUGACUCUCUUGUUUUGUUUUUUGUUAAAUUUGUAUACUGCCCUUCAUCUAAAGAUUUCAGGGUGGUUUGUGGCAUAAAAACACAAAAUAAAAACACAAAAUACAUAACAAAAACAAGAACGAAACAAUAGCCCAAUAACUCUUCCUGACUUAGACUCAAAUUGAUGCCAAGCACUGGUUAGGGGCUGUUGACUUGUCUCCCUACAGAGAGGAGGAAAAGGAGCUGGUCCUUGCAGCCACUUCUACCUGUUGUGGACCUGAGAGCUUCUAAAUCCAGGUAGGAGAUGGGAGGAAAUAGGAUGGGCAGCAUUGAAAGCUGUAGGCUUCUAGUAUGCUGCACAGUGUCUUCUGCUGGAAUAGCUUCUAAUUAGGCUGAUUUUUGCCUUGCAUAUUUGAAAUUGUGUGUGCAUUUUUUAAAAGAUUAGAGCCCAUCACGACUGAUGCUUGUUGAAGGCAAUGAGACUUUUUCAGUAGAGAAAUACCCAGGACAGGAGAGGCCAAUUAAAAAUAUGCCAGUCUUCCUGUCAGGUUAUCUGUUCUCUCCCCCUGUCAUGUUUAACAGGCUAUAUUGUUAGCCAUGCAACUUUCUUUUCUUAUUCUUAACCUGAAGAAAGCAAUUGUUCUUAAUUUCCAUCAAACCACAGUAGUUAGACUGUAACAAAGAACUGGAGCUGAGAUACCAAACUAUAUUGUUGCCUGUUUCAGGUAAUCUAUAGCUCUCUCUGUCCCCUUUAUUAUUUUGGUUUAUUAAAUCUUGUUCCUAAGGAAAGGGCAGGAUUUAAUGUCCUGUGCUGAGCCGUAGAUCCCUGAAAGGUGAAAACUGCUUUGAUUUUUUAUUUCUUCCUUUCAGCUCAGCUAAUGCCACUCCCGAAUUUGAGGGCCGCGGCGGAGAGGAGCUGGGCACUGAAAUAGCAAAUACCCUUUACAGAAUUUUUAACAACGAGAGCAGCAUUGACUUGAAGUUGCUUUGCAUUGCUCCCCGAGAGCACUGCUGGGUGCUUUACGUCGAUGUCCUGGUAAGUAAAACAAACUUCAGCUUAAUCGAAACUAGAUAUUCAGAGAUUUCCUCGGGCCAUUGACGGGUUGAAUUCUGAUGAGAUUGCUUCUGUCUCAAAGUCAGGGCAGAUAGUUUAAACGCCAUCACAACCCUGAACCUCAAUGUCAGCCUUUGCUCAUACAGGACUGUAUCUUGAUUUAAAAAGUCAAGAUAAGAACACGCCUAUCUGCCACAAUCAGAUUAUCACUAGUAGGUUCUAGGAUUGAUAUAACUGAAUGGGCUAUUCAUGUAAAACACACUUCUUCUUUUAACAUUUCAGUUACUGGAGUGUGGUGGAAACUUGUUUGAUGCCAUCUCUGUUGCAGUGAAGGCAGCACUGUUUAAUACCAGGUAAGGCACACGUAAUUUUCUAAAAGAAACUUGUGGAGGAAAAUGGAAAGGUCUCUGUUGCAGCCAAAACAAUGUGUUCUGGCGCCAUAACAAGUUAACAAAUUUAUUAUGGUAUAAGCUUUUGCGGACUAGGGUCCACUUCAUCAGACACGUCAAGUGUAAUCCUCAAUCGUAUUUAUAUAUGCAUAUUGUGUGUGUGUGUUUGUGUAAUCUGUGAGAUUGUUGUUGUUGUUUAGUCGUUUAGUUGUGUCCGACUCUUCGUGACCCCAUGGACCAGAGCACGCCAGGCACUCCUGUCUUCCACUGCCUCCUGCAGUUUGGUCAAACUCAUGCUGGUAGCUUCAAGAACACUGUCCAACCAUUGCGCCCUCUGUCGUCCCCUUCUCCUUGUGCCCUCCGUCUUUCCCAACAUCAGGGUCUUUUCCAGGGAGUCUUCUUUUCUCAUGAGGUGGCCAAAGUAUUGGAGCCUCAGCUUCAGGAUCUGUCCUUCCAGUGAGCACUCAGGGCUGAUUUCCUUCAGAAUGGAUCGGUUUGAUCUUCUUGCAGUCCAUGGGACUCUCAAGAGUCUCCUCCAGCACCAUAAUUCAAAAGCAUCAAUUCUUCAGCGAUCAGCCUUCUUUAUGGUCCAGCUCUCACUUCCAUACAUCACUACUGGGAAAACCAUAGCUUUAACUAUACGGACCUUUGUUGGCAAGGUGAUGUCUCUGCUUUUUAAUCGGUGAGAUUAGAAGGACAUAAAGUGCAAAAACUACAGACAGUGGCAAAUAGAGACAAUCACAAAUGCUGUUUCAUUGUCACUGCUGCUGUUACAGGUCACUUUGCUUAUUUUUCAUCCGUCCAGUUCUAAUGAAAUCUCACUGUCUGUGAUUUUUUGCAUGCCACUCAUCUCUGAAUUCACUACUUGCCGCAAACCACCCCCGCUUCUUCAAAGUGGACUCUCGUCCAAGAAAGCUUAUGCCAUAAUUAAAUGUGUUAAUCUUUGAGACAGGCAUAGGCAAACUCCAGCCCUCCAGAUGUUUUGGAACUACAAUUCCCAUCAUCCCUAGCUAACAGGACCAGUGGUCAGGGAUGAUGGGAAGUGUAGUCUCAAAACAUCUGGAGGUCUGGAGUUUGCCUAUGCCUGCUUUAGGAUGUCACAAGCCAUUUGGUGUACCUGCUGAAAAUGGGUAUAGAUACUCCUAUCCGCUGAGGCUACCUGGGACUCAAUGGACUAAGAUGGUUCUCAAACCUACGCACCUGCUCCUUCAACAAGAGUGCAGCCUCAUUAAGGACAGGUAGUUUUUCCAACUCCUGGAUGCGUCAAUCGCCCACGCAUAGCACUUCCGUCUGUUUGGAUUGUCUCUAGUUUGUUUUUAACUCACCCUUUACAACCUCCCAAUGCUAGUUUUUUAUCUGUUUGUUUUUUGAAAAUAAUUUACAUUUGAUUUUACAAAUUAAAAUUUACAACAAAAUCAAUUACAAAGACAUAUAAAGGGAUUUCUUUGAAUCUUGAGACUUCCCCCCCUCCAUGGGUCGUAAUUUCACCGCUUGCAACUGCACAUCCACAUUUUUGUCCAUCUAGUUUAUCCGUAGUCUUUGUUACCUUACAAGUGAGAUUAAAAUCCUGCCAGUGUUUCCAUUUGCUUACAAUGGUCUCUUAAAUAAAUUAUAAAUUUCCCCCCAAAGUUCUUGUCCUCUUGGUUCCUGAGCUUUCCAGUUAGUUUUCCAAUUUCAGCAUACUCCAUCAACUUGGUUUGCCAUUCUUCCCUGGUCAGGACUGCUUCUUCUUUCCACCUCUGGGCUAAUAACAUCCGUGAUUCCGUUGUCGCAUACAUAGUCUUUUCCAAGCCUUUGGAAUCUAGGUACCUAUAAUUCCUAAUAGAAAAGCAUCUGGUUUUUUAAACAAACAUUAUUUUGAACAUGUUUUUUCAUUUCAUUAUAUAUCAUCUCCCAAAAGGUUUUUGGGACGCGGAUGGCGUUAUGGGUUAAACCACAGAGCCUAGGACUUGCCGAUCGGAAGGUCGGCAGUUCGAAUCCCCACACCGGGGUGAGCUCCCGUUGCUUGGUCCUGCUCCUGCCAACCUAGCAGUUCGAAAGCGCGUCAAAGUGCAAGUAGAUAAAUAGGUACCGCUCCGGCAGGAAGGUAAACGGCUUUUCCGUGUACUGCUCUGGUUUGCCAGAAGCGGCUUAGUCAUGCUGGCCACAUGACCCAGAAGCUGUAAGCCGUCUCCCUCGGCCAAUAAAGCGAGAUGAGCGCCGCAACCCCAGAGUCGGUCACGACUGGACCUAAUGGUCAGUCAGGGGUCCCUUUACCUUUUAAAAGGUUUUUAUUACCUUGCACAACCACCAUAUACUCCCAGUGCUAGUUCAGGACUUGGUACCAGUGGAACCGAGAGACAGAACUGUGCGUCAUUGCCACUUUAUGUCCCAGAGACAGCUCUCAGCAGCUUUGUAUAGAUGUUGAAUAACAUGCAUGACCAAGUUGAACCCUGCAAGAGAGCUCCCACAGGGCUGAGCAAAAGUCACCCAAUUUGAAACAGUCCCGAGCCAAUAUUGUGGUGGUAGCUUCAGGGUAGAUAUCCCCCAACACCGCAACAGAGACCCUGUUCCCAUCCCACACCUUUGCACCACUUCCUGUUGGUCAGCUGGAUAGGAUACAACAGGUUCAACUUAGAUAUAAAAUGUACUCUUGGUUGCGCAGACACAUGGCAGUGGUAGAUCCAGACAAGCAGGAAACAUGCAUAUAACCAGAAUUAAUUGCUAGUUAUUUCAGGUACAGUUUGACUGAAUAAAUUUGAAAGGGAUGGCAGGGGCUGGAGUAGGGCUGGGCGAUAGCUGGUUUUCACCAUCACAAUAUCACACCAGCGAAACAGUGUGAUAUAUUGAUAUAUCAUGUUGUCUUAAAUAAGGAUGGAGAGGCGAACACUAGGGCUGGGUAUUAGCUGGUUUUCAACAUCGUCAUAUACCAAUACAUCACGAUGUCUGAAAUAAGGAUGGAGCUAUGUAGAGGCAUUGGCUGGCAUCGUGGUUUUUCCUGCAUCCUGAUUUUUUGCCGGCGCCUGCUCUUGAGAUUCGCUGUCCCCUGCAGGAGGCAGGGGAGAAUGGAACCAGCAGAGAUAACAGGGGCUGCAGGACUCAAGAGAAGCAUUGGCUGGCUUCACGGUUUUUCCCAUAUUGUGAUUUGUGCAUCACACACACACACACACACCAUGAUUCACGAUAUGUUGCCAGGUCAAAAAAUUAUGAAACCAGUAUCAAUAUAUGGACUUCAAACUGGUUUUUGAUGAUAUAUCAAUAUAUAAAUAAUUGCCCAGCCCAAGGAAGGGGGUAGGGGGAAUUCUCCAGUGUUCCUCACGGCUUAGGACCCUCGUACCUACAGGACCGCCUCUCCCGGUAUGCCCCACGGAGAGCCUCAAGGUCCAUAAAUAGCAACACCCUAGAGGUCCCGGGCCCUGAGGAAGUUAGAUUAGCCUCAGCCAGAGCCAGGGCCUUUUCAACACUGGCUCUGGCCUGGUGGAACGCUCUGCCUCAUGAGACCAGGGCCCUGCAGGAUCUGAUUUCUUUCCGCAGGGCCUGUAAGACAGAGUUGUUCCACCUGGCCUUUGCCUUGGAGCCAAUUUGAUUCCUUCCCCCUCUUUUUUUUCCCUUUCUCCUCCUGUGAUGAGGCUGCAUUUUAAUAUUUUAAUGUUGUAUUUUAAUCUUGUUUUUAAGUUGUAUUCAUUCAACUUGUUUUUAUUACUGCUUGUUAGCCGCCCUGAGCCCGGCCUUGGCUGGGGACGGGGUAUAAAUAAAAAUUAUUAUUAUUAUUAUCAUCAUCAUCAUCCUUCUUUAGUGUUUGUUUGUUUGUCUGUCUGAUUGAUUGAUUUAUAUACUUCGUCAUAAGAUCUCAGGGCUGCUGUAACUCCAUCAGGUUUCCUAACUUUGCCAAACAGCCUAGUUGAAAACAUCUUGCCUUGUUUUUUGUUUCUCAUUAUAUUAUAUAAAACCUACAUAACACUUUGGCACAGCUGCUUUGAAAAGCAGUCCAAAACACUUCUCGGCUGUUUAUUUUAAAUGACCUCAGCUUUAGAAUGGAAUGAACCGUAUUAUGCCGGGAAUGUGCCUUUUCUUUUUUUACAGAUGGGAAGCUGCUCUAAAUCAUUUAGAUACAGCUUCCAUUUUUUAAAAGUUCAGAUAAGGAAAAGAACACACACACCCUGCGAUUUUGUGGAAAACCUCCCUAUUUGGACAAUGAAUUGGGUCUCUUCCUAUUUUUAUUGUUUAAACUGCUUACUGACCAACGACAACAAAGAUAAUUGCCAUUUCUGCACUAACUACAAUCACAAUAUAUCCUUUUAAAAUGAUAAAUAUGGUGUGGUUUUCCCCCUCAUGUUGCCAGGUUAAAAAGCUGUACCUCUUAGAAAGAUGCUCCAUCACCGAGCUAUAUCUCUUCUGCAAACUAAUGUUCUCUUAAUUGUUUUGGUAUUGGGUGAGAUGCUCUUCUGGAGUAUGAAAGCUAAUAGGAUCUAUCUUUGGAAACUAAUCUCAGCAUAUGAAUAGGAAUUGGAAUGAUUCCCCGUGGCAAUAUGUGCAGAAAUGACAUCUUAAUUUGACAUCACCUUCUGCUUUCUUUAGAAUACCCAAAGUACGCGUUUUGGAGGAUGAAGGUGGACGGGAAAUUGAACUUUCUGAUGAUCCUUUUGACUGUAUUCGACUUAAUGUAGAUAAUGUACCUUGUAUUGUCACACUAAGCAAAGUAAGUCGCUGACAAUUCUGAGCUUAUCUCCUAUGGGCUUGUUUUGAUAGAAAAGUUCUAAUACAGAAGGCGGACCUGCCAUUUUUAUUGUGGACACUGCCGUGGAAACCAUCAGAUUAUUUCACUAUUUCUUUCUAGGUUCUUGAGUUUCCAGUAUGGGAGAGAUUAGUUAUUUUGUUUGUGUGUAUGUGUGGUGGUCUUUUAUUAUUAUUAUUAUUAUUAUUAUUAUUAUUAUUAUACUUUCUCAGCUUAGAAAUGGAACUCUGUCCAUUAACACCUUUAACAACGUGGUUGACUAUUCUAUAGCAGUGAUUUGAGAAGCCAUUUUGACACGUAUGGAAAAAGGGUUUGCGGUUUGAAAACGUUAGGUUUACAGAAAACAGUCGCUUUCGAGGGCUUCUCUUCAUCUUGGCUUGGUCUUUUGGUGAAUUAAUUGUAUGAGAAUUCUGGAUUAAAAUGCUGUGGUUCUAGAAUUCCUUCCCCGUGUUAUUUCUCAGUAUUGUUCUAACUUUCCUCCCUCAGAUUUGCACAAAACCAGAAAGUUGCACAAGCAAACCACAUAUAAAAUUUGUAAACCAGAUAUAUUGGGCAGCGAUCUGAAAAGGCAGUGCUAGGCAGUGUUUUUUUUCAGGGGGUACUCAAAGCUAUGCAGUACUGGCACUUUUUUUGUUGUUGUUAAAAAGUGUUUCACUUACUUAACAACUUCAUAGUGAGUACCGGCACCUAUUUUUCUAGAAAAAAAAGCACUGGUGCAAAUACAUUUUCAGUUGCUUUCAUUUCUUUUCCAGGAUUUUAGUAAGGUUGUGUGAAGAACGUAGCCUUUUAUAUUUCCCUUUUCCUUUUACCCCUUGGAUUUGCACACACAAAAAACCAAACACACAAGCGAAUUUGCAAUCACCUGCCUGUGUUUUUGCACACUUCUCCGGUGGGGAUUUUUUUAAAAAACCCACAAAGGUGCAUAUGCAGCUCUUUGCACACUUUGUACUUAAUUGGUGUAAUAGAAUCAACAGAUUAUAAGGAAGGAAUAAACACAAAAGGGAGUGCCUAGAGAUAUGAACAGGAAAGGCUAGAGUUGCUCUGCAUAUACAAAUUCAAUUACGUGAGGGUGUAGAUUACUCUGGUCUAAUUUGAAUGAGGGGGAUGGGGAAUGGAUUAACAGCUAAAUAAUGCUGACAAGCCCUAUGUUUACUUGGAAGUAAGUCCCACUUUGUUCACCUGCCUUACUCGCAGAGAACUGUACAGUGGUACCUCGGGUUACAGACGCUUCAGGUUACAGACUCCGCUAACCCAGAAAUAGUACCUCGGGUUAAAAGCUUUGCUUCAGGAUGAGAACAGAAAUCAUGUGGUGGCGGCGCGGUGGCAGCAGGAGGCCCCAUUAGCUAAAGUGGUACCUCAGGUUAAGAACAGUUUCAGGUUAGGAACGGACCUCCAGAACAAAUUAAGUUCUUAACCCGAGGUACCACUGUAUAGUCAAACCUUGGUUGUCGAACGUAAUCCGUUCCAGAAGACUGUUGGACAACCGAGGAUCAAAGGGUGUCGGCAAAGUAAAUGGAGAGAAAAGUGAGGGGGGACUCCCUGGAAGCUAUUCGGCUUCCGAAAAAUGUUCAAAAACCGGAGCAUUUACUUACGUGUUUUUGGUGUUCGGAAGCUGAAACGUUCCAAAACAGAGCCAUUCGGAAACCGAGGUCUGACUAUAGGAUUGCAGCUUACCUUUUUUUGCCGUUGCUUUUCCAGAUUGGUUAUAGGCAUGUAGUGGACGCUACACUUCAGGAGGAAGCGUGUUCUCUGGCUAGCCUCCUCAUUUCUGUGACCAGUCGAGGUGUCCUAACCUGUAUGAAGAAAGUGGGAAGGGGGAGUCUUGAUCCAGAAAGCAUAUUUGAGAUGAUGGAGGUAAGAUGUGGUCAGGUUGUUGUAAAUCAAGCCAUAGUGGGAUUUUUUAGCACCUUAAUAAGUACAGUGGUGCCUUGGUUCUCAAACUUAAUCCCUUCUGGAAGUCUGUUCCAAAACCAAAGUGUUCCAAAACCAAGGCACGCUUUCCCAUAGAAAGUAAUGCAAAAUGGAUUAAUCCGUUCCAGAUUUUUAAAAACAACCCCUAAAACAGCGAUUUAACAUGAAUUUUACUAUCUAACGAGACCAUUGAUCCAUAAAAUGAAAGCAAUAAACAAUGUACUGCAGUCACACAAUCAAUCAAUCAAUCAGUAACUGAACUGGGUUCCACACAGUCACAAAAACAAAACAAAAAAGCCACAAAAAUGCAAAAUUAAUAGCAAAAACAGACAGACUUCAGCGUAACACUCAAAAUGGAAGUGUGGCACUCAAAAUGGAAGUGUAACACUUAGAAAGGAGCAUAUUCAACUUCCGAAAAAAGUUCACAAACCGGAACACUUAUUUCCGGGUUUGCAGCGUUCAAGUUCCAAGUUGUUCAAGUACCAAGGCGUUUGAGAACCAAGGUACCACUAUGCAGCAUCAACCUAUUUUGGUUUUAAAAUUCUAACUUCUCCAAAUAUCUCAAAAGAAAGCUGAAAGACAGUUUAUAUCAGUCAAAAGCAUUUAGUUAUUAUAGUUAACAAACAAGGAUUCCUGUUUUAAAAAUGAUGUUUAUAUAGAUAUUUUUAUAUAUUGUGUUGCAUACUCAUCUGAAAUGGUGAUCAGAGUCUUUUCAUAGGAAAUGGAAUGAAUAUUUUUGCCGGGGCAAGCAAGAUGUAAAGGAAAAUGCUGGAGAACAUGUUUUUUAACAGUUUCAUAACUCCUCCUUAGCAUUCUUAAAUGCACUAACAUAUCGACACUAAGUCAUGAAUUCUAUUAUGUUUGCCAGCCUUGAGGCAGACAAUAAUUCCCUACAGCCCACAAAAUGACAGGUACAAGAUAGCUUUGGAAAAGUCGAUUGAAUUACAAUCCAGGUUGGGUGUAUUUAUAGUACACAUUGUUUGUCUAUAGUUUUCAAAUCUAUAUCAUACUUAUUGUAGUCAUGUCUUUGUUCCAUUACUUUUAUGUCUAUGGCUUACACUCCCUCCCUCUUAAGAUAUUCAAGAGAUUCAAAAGGUUAAAUUCUUUUAUUUCCCUUCCAAGACAUACAGCAUUGGCAAAGUUGUUCUGCUUUGUUUUUCCUCCAUGACCUCUAGCAGUAUUUUCUGCAUCUUCCCUAUAAUCUUUGCGGGUAUCAAGAAAGCUAAAAUGCUGUUAGAGAGUACAUUUUUUGCUUCCAGUGGGAGGCUAGGGUAUUUCAUGCUAACCCUUCUGAUUUACUACCGUUGUCGAGAUCUGCAGAGAUAAUGUUAGCACCAGAGCUUCUUCUGGUCUGAAAGGCUAGACACUAAGGUCUAGGGGGAAUGUGCAAGUCUAUAACUCAAAACUCCACUGGGUUGUUAGCAAGUAGAACUUUUCAUCAGCUAGACAGAGAUCUCCAAUUUGGGGGGGGGGGGGUCUGGGGACAUAUUUGGAAAUCUGAGAAGUCCUGGGCACCACAAAAUAUCCACUUCACAGUAGAAAAAACUGGUGAUGCUCAGAUCCACCAAACCCCAAAUCUCUACACCCGCCAACACCAAAACAAAUAGAAAGUAGAGAAAAAGCAGAGAGGUAGGUAUUAACUUUUAAAGAAAAACGUUUCCACAAAAGAAGGAAGCUUCUAUGCGGAUCCUCUUUUUUACAGGUAAAUUCUCCUGCCACUCAUUGGUUUUUGUCUUUUCAUUUGCAUUUCAGACUGGAAAGAGAGUGGGCAAGUUGUUGCACACCUCUUUGCAAUCUGCCUUGGAUAAAGAAGAAAGUCUUGGACCAACACGGAAAAAAGUUGGAUUCCUGGGAUGAGCCUCAUUGUUACAUUGAACAUCUGUCAAGGACUGGGUUGGUUGGUUGGUUAGUUAGUUAGUUGUUCAGAUUUUAUUUUAUUUUUACAAAGUUGGCUAUAUAUUUGUUGAAUAAAGGUGGUUUCCUCUCACACA